GCUAGAGAAUAGAUAAAAUUAGGAAUACUUGAGCCAUCCAGAACCCAGUAAUAGUAUUCAUAAUGGCCCUGUUAAUAUUACUUGAGAUCCAACUUUCACCUCUUGUUUUAAUAACGUUAUUGACUGUACUUGUUAUAGAACUCACCACCAGACUUCCAGAAGAGGCUCCUAACAUUUGAAGAUUGGCUGCAACACUGGACAUGGUUCAGAGUAAAAGAAUUCUGUCUGUCCAAUUCCAUUGAAAUCCGAAGCCCAGCCGGACAUGAUAGCAUAUGGCAGAAUCCAUAGUGCAGAAAUGUGCACCAUGGCUUGUGGUUUAUCCGAAAGCCCUUCUUGGAUUGCAAUUUCUCGUCGAAUAUACUUCACAACUGUUAAUGAAACCAUGGCUGCACAAGAGCAAAGAAGUCCGGUCUCCAUUCUUUGCUUAAAACUAAGACAAACCGGUUCCCCUUUCAUUUUUAAUGCUAAAGGAAGAAUUAUCCGAUCAUACAAAGCAAUCCCUACUACAAAAGUGAUGAUCACAGACGCACCAAAUGAACCUGCUGGAAUAUCAAACUUUGGAGUUAUAUGUCGGUCCAUGGUACUUGUUUGAAUAACUGCAAAAGAAUCCAAAGAAUAUGUCACAGCGAUUAUGAUUCCCGUAGACCAGACCGGUAUCACUCUGAUUAACGCUUUCAGCUCUUCCACUUGAUCUAUUGUACAAAAGUCUCCAUGGGUUUGAAGCAUUGCCAUCAGAGGUUAAGUCCUGUUGAGGGUUCUUUAUCACACAAGCUUUAUUCAGAAACCUUAGUGAAAUGAGACCAUUUUCAGUUACUUUAUUCCCAUAAUAAUUAGUGUAUUGGGAAAGAUAAUUGUCAGACAAGUAUUCAAACUCAAUACUCCAGGAGUAACAGAACUUCACAUGGUUUGUUUCCAACCGUGCACAAAAACAAGUUCUUUGUCAGACCCUAAUUCAGUUUUUCCAGGAAAAUAUAUAACUAUCUGGUACAAAAUGUUUUUGAUUCAGAAGAUACAAAGAAACCCUGUUCACUAAGUACAACUAAAAACAGUAAAAAGAAAAUAUUAGUGAGAUACAAUACAUUGUUCCUUAACAGCUUUUAGUACCAAAAAAAAAAACUUUAUCAGUACGUGUACAAGAAAUAAUGUGGUUACUGCAUAGUUGAGCCCGUAAAGUUUGAGUGCAUCAUUUGCUUUUCCAUUUUGAUGACAAAUCAAACGUUUGGCCUCUACUCUGUAAUUUCUAGAAAUAUGUUCCUGGGCAGUGUUGGGUUAUAAUCCUAAAGAUAUACAAUGGGCGUGCGAGAGAGGGCCCUUGGCAUUAGCUUUAGCCACUGAUAAUGGUGACAAAAGAGAACCCAGGUAAUAAUGACUUAUGCCAACGCCGCUCAAUAGAAAAAAAUAUAUUUCUUCUUUAAUUCCAUUGAUCUCUUUAUAAAAUAUAUGUAAAGCUGAAAAACAGGAAGCUGAGGACAAAGAUGAAUUGCCUUUAAUGGGGGGAGCCUUUCCUGAUUCCAGUACAAUAGAAUAUAUCCCCUUCCACUUUUAUUUUUCCCAAUAAAAAAAAAAUCAUGCAUUUUAGAUUCAGUUCCCAUGAUAAAUGUCAAAGUGUUUCUUUAUCUUCCUUGGCUUGUUCUUGCUGUAUUUGUUGGAAUCCAAGUCUUAGCUUCAGUGAAGGUGAAGCAGUGGACAAGUUUAAAAUGAGCUCAUGCAGUGUAAGAAGCUCAUCAAAGAAGCUGGAAAACAUAGAUGAGAAUGGUCCCCCAAGGUGGUUACAAUUGUCUUGUCCUCUUCCAGAAACUCCUACAGAACCAAUGGAGUUUCUUGCCAGAUCAUGGAGUUUGUCAGCCAUGGAACUCUCCAAAGCUCUUGCCAAGAAUAAUAUAGCUGCUUCCAAUGGCGUUGAUGCUGACAUUAAGUCGUCAUCUGCUUCUUCUGUUGGAAAUAUUGAAACGCAUGAUUCAAGACAAUGCCUAAUUCAGCAGCAGCCUUGUGACGAUAGCCCUCCAAUAAUUUCCCCAAGGGAAAGUGAAGAUCUGAAGGAACUAUUUUUGCUUCAUCAGACACUGAACCCAGAGUUUCUUUCUAAUCAACAAUUGCUUAAAAAUGGGAUAUACAAGAGCAUUGUAAGAGGGCGAACAAUGGGGAAAUGGUUGAAGGAUCAGAAAGAUAGGAAGAAGCAAGAGAUUAGAGCCCAUAAUGCACAACUUCAUGCAGCUGUAUCAGUGGCCGGUGUUGCGGCUGCUGUUGCAGCACUUGCUGCCUCUAACGCAAUGUCACCGGAAACGGAAACUACAGGUCUUAAGACAUUGUCUAAAGUACCGACUGCUAUGGCAUCUGCGGCAGCUCUUGUAGCUUCUCACUGCAUUGAGAUUGCUGAGGACAUGGGAGCUGAUCAUGACCAAAUCUUAACAGUAGUCAACUCUGCAAUUAAUGCAAGAACUAAUGGAGAUAUAAUGACCCUAACAGCUGGAGCAGCUACAGCCUUGCGAGGAGCUGCUGCCUUAAGGGCAAGGCUGCAAAAGGCUGGGGCUUUAGCUUUGGGUGAAGACGGUAAUGGAUUGAACAUCACAACAGCAUUGAACUUUGCUGCAACUGGGGGUGAACUACUCAAGCGCACGAGAAAAGGAGCUUUACAUUGGAAGCAAGUUUCUUUCUACAUAAACUCUAACUGGCAGGUGGUGGUUAAACUGAAAAGUAAGCAUAUGGGAGGCACAUACACUAAAAAGAAGAAGUGUGUGAUCUUUGGAGUUCAUGAUGGCAUCCCGGCAUGGCCAAGAAGGGAGAAAAAAGACAAUGCAGAGCAGAGAGCUUAUUUUGGGAUUAACACUGCAGAGAGAAUAAUAGAAUUCGAGUGCAGGAGUAAAGGUGACAAACAGAUGUGGACGGAUGGGAUUCAACAUAUGUUGAAUUGUUGUAAUAGCAUUGCAUAUUUCUGAGAGAAACUAGGUUCGGUUUGAUGGAAAAAUGCUCGAUUUUCAUUUCCGUAAA
This is a messenger RNA of Gossypium arboreum, 2988 nucleotides long. Its product is annotated as VAN3-binding protein. The transcript has 9 exons. NCBI's taxonomy places the organism in Eukaryota, Viridiplantae, Streptophyta, Magnoliopsida, Malvales, Malvaceae. The record is from RefSeq and is a predicted model, not a curated record. Bases 1569 to 2936 code for a protein of 455 amino acids.